Molecule: messenger RNA, 1131 nt
Organism: Eubalaena glacialis (North Atlantic right whale)
Lineage: Eukaryota; Metazoa; Chordata; Mammalia; Artiodactyla; Balaenidae
Product: phosphatidylinositol N-acetylglucosaminyltransferase subunit Y
Exons: 1
Coding region: 35-250 (71 amino acids)
Source: RefSeq, a predicted model, not a curated record
AGUCAGCGUGGCGGGUAGUAAGUGGAGGGGAAGAAUGUUUCUGUCUCUUCCUACGUUGACUGUCCUUGUUCCGCUGGUCUCGUUAGCAGGGCUGUUAUACUCGGCCUCCGUGGAAGAAAACUUCCCACAGGGCUGCACUAGCACGAGCAGCCUGUGCUUUUACAGCCUGCUCUUGCCGAUCACCAUACCCGUUUAUGUGUUCUUCCACCUUUGGACUUGGAUGGGUAUUAAACUCUUCAGGCAUAAUUAAUACAACCAGAGCCAAGACGGUAUAUCCUAAUGAUAGGCUUGAGUGUCUGCCUCUGAAAGCUCAACUACAUGGAAAUACUGGACACCCACGUAAUGUGCAAGAAAGAUGCUUUGCCUAGCUUCUGUCGGAGGUUUAGGAUUAGGGGAGGCUUAAGCUGCAGAGGCUUCUUUAUUGUACUUUGGUUCUGCCCUUGUUUUUUGAAGGUUCUUAUUUAUACCUGGGGUAUCAGGAGAAACAUUUCAACAGAGUGUCUUGUUGGAAAUUAAUAGCCCCAGCCAUCAUCUGAUGACUUUAUGUCUUAUCCCAUUCAUAAUUAAAAGUUACUAAUUUGAAAUCUUAUAUGUUUAUUUUACAUUCAGAGUCUGGUAAAGUCACAUGUUAAGGAUGACUGACAUAAUUCCAGAGGAGCUCUGUUGGGGUAGUUGUAGAGAAAUGGAUUUGAACUAAUGUGGUAUAAAACUGUAAUAAAAUGGAAACUUCAUGUAUUUGCCAAAAUUCUGAGUUUGUAAAAUUACCUUCAUUUCUUUGGCAUCACAUGCUUACAUUAAUAAUAAAAUAAGAUAUUGACAUUUUCCAUAAAACAAUUUGUAGUUUUGUGGGGUUUUUAUCCCCCUUUGGUCACUAGAGUGUGAUUCUAAGGAAGAGAAAAUGUAAAAUAUUCUAAAUUUUAAACUUAGAAUAUUUAGAGAGACACAUAAUAGCCAAAAUAGAAUAAUUUCCCAGGAAAGUAUGUGCCUCUGGAGGUAGAGGUGGGGUUGAAAGGUUUGCAAAUAGCUGAUUGUGUCCUGUUGAGUUGAGGGCUACGUUUUGAGGCACAUUUCAGUUUAUUUUCCUGCCACAGGAGACCUAUUUAAAUAGCACUACUAAGGGCAUGAGCAUUU